CACUAGCUUUAUUUUUGUCUAUGUUUGUAAACAACUUAACCAACUUAUACAUUAACUUGUUGAACUUAUAAGUGUUGGAUCUUAACUAUGGCUGCUUUAACUGUGGAGAUAAAAUUAGCUUUAUUAGAAGCAUAUGUUGAAAAUGGUGAAUCAUAUGUAGCUGCAAUAACUCAUGUUCAUGAUCUUUUUGGCCAUGAAAAUUGCCCAAGUGAAGAAGUCAUGAUAGGAUUUAUUGACUAUUUUUUAAACGACGAUUUGAGCCUCGAUGGACUUGAUGAUGAGGAAUACGAUUCAGAUAGCUCAAUUGAACAGAUAGUGCGUGAACCUGUUUUAAAUAUCGAUGCUCGAGCGUUACAUGGUUUACAAGAUUACUUUGAAAAAAAUCCUACGGCUAGCCUGCUUCAAGCGGAACUUGAUAUGCAAAUUGAUAAUUGGAUAGAUGUAGCAAAAGAGUAUUUCAAGCUGCUUCAUCGAUAUUUUGUUCGCAUUUUUCAUCCAUCUGUAGAGGAAGAAGCUGUUGCGAGAAAGUUUUUGGCUGAUAAUGUCUUACGAGCUGUCAACUCUCAAGAAAUGGAAAUUGAAAAUGUCAUCUUUGCCGAUAUUAUUCACGUUAAUUUAGAUAGAUAUGUCUAUAAAGGUUACUUUCGCUAUUUUGGAGACGAGCUACCUUAUUUUUCUCGUUCAAGAGUUCGCCAUAAUGUUGAUUUGGUUGUUUAUGCAGCAAUCUCAUUUGAUUUUAUAAAAAUAGCCUUCAUCGAGGAAUCAGAAGAUGGAUCUUCUCUUGUUGAUGUGAUCAAAGAGCAAUUUGGUGGUGAUAAGCUUGGAGAUAAAAAAGAUAAGAUGUGGUACAUUCAAGAUGGCACUGACACUUGUCAGCUAACUUCACCAGAUUUACACUCUGCCUUAGCUGAAGCAUUUGGUCAUCGUGUAAUUGGAAUAAAAAAUUCCAACUUUUAUGGUGGAGGAAUAGAGUAUCCGUCAAAUACAUGCUUUUUAUCUCCUUGUGACUUCUUUUUAUGGGGUUGGUUAACUUCCAGAGUCUAUGAAUAUGAGUCUCACACCGCUGCUGACUUGAAGCUCGCCAUUGAAGAGACUGUAAAGGAGAUAACUCCUGAAGCGCGACAACUAGCUAUACGAACAGCUAUCCGACGAUUAGAGUUUAUGCAACAGACCAAUGGUGAACAUUCGAUCAAUGUUUACAUUUAAUCACUUUUGUACCAGAAAAGAAUUCUUUUCUACUAUUUCUCUACUUUUCUAAUAUUUUCAGUACCAAUAAAAUUUUUGUAUUUUGCGAUUA
Molecule: messenger RNA, 1297 nt
Organism: Tetranychus urticae (two-spotted spider mite)
Lineage: Eukaryota; Metazoa; Arthropoda; Arachnida; Trombidiformes; Tetranychidae
Molecular function (GO): nucleic acid binding
Source: RefSeq, a predicted model, not a curated record